AACUCCCGAGACGUCGACUUCUGUCAGCCUUCACUUCGCUUCCAUUUUCCCGCGCUCCGGUUGCUCCUCUAUUGGCUGCCGUCACCCUGUCAAAUCUGGAGGCACAAAGCACAGAGGCAUACAUGUCCUCUUUACAGCACGGCGAACUUGGCCGAUGCGAUCAGUUUCUAGAAAGUUACGUGUGACUGUGAGGGCCUAUUAUUGUCGAGCCUCUCGUCUCAGCCUUGUCGGCCGAAGGAUAUGCGCAGGGUUAGGAUUGAGUCGCUAAGACUGCUGAAUUUGACGCUAAUUCGUACUGGCUGACGCUAUUUUUGACUGGUCGCGACGUCCGAAGAGAAACCGUUUGACUAAGUCAGACGAUAAUCCGACCGUUAGAACGGCGAUGGAUGGAGGCCGAAGUGGCUUGAGGGGAAAGAGCGGCGCGACGAAGAAAGGCGGGAAGAAGAAAGUGACUAAGCAGCUGGAGGGAGUGAUGAAAGCGGUGGUUCGUGAAGGGUCGGGAGUUUUGGUGGAGGAAGGACACCAGGUGGUUUUUCACUGCACCACGCGCACAGCCUCAGGCCACAUAUGUGACUCCACCCGAGCCGAACAUGGAGGGCCGGGCAGGCCACGUCGAGUGGUGGUGGGGGAGAGUCGGCUGGUGGCAGCAGUGGAGCACGGGCUGUGCACCAUGCGAGAGGGCGAGGUGGCAAUGUUCAAGGUGGAACCGUCAGCCCACUACGGCGACCCCGCCUGCCCAGUAAAGCCUCCCCCAGGCGUGCCUGCAGGCGAGGAGCUGCAGCUGGAGGUGGAGGUGGUAUCUGCGGCGGCUGUGAGGGUGCUGGCAGGGAAGCGAGAGAAGGAGGAGCCUGCUGCUGACGGCACAGGGGAGGAGGGGAAGAAGGAGUCGGGAGCAGAGGCGGAGGAUGUGUGCGGGUAUGCGGAGGACGAGUGUUUCAUUACGAAGCAGACCAUUGAAGAGGGACGAGGGUGGGAGCAGCCAAGGCCGCCUUAUGAGGUCAAGAUUCGGCUAGAAGCUCGUCCCCUUGGCUCCUCAACGCCAUUCUAUGCUGCGGGCACAGGCUCCUCCCCUCCCCUCCACCUCGCGCUUGGCGCAGCUCGGCUCCCCCCAGCCCUGGAUCUGGCGCUCUCUCACAUGCUAGCAGGGGAAAAGGCAGUCGUCUUUGCCUCCUCCCCCCACACCAUCCCUCCUUCCCCCGACGCUCCCCUUCCUCCCGCACCUAUGGCCACCGCACCUGCUCUGGAUACUACCGAGCCUGAGCCUGCGGUUACCAAGCCUGAGGCUGGGACUGCAGAGGCUGGGAGGGUGGGGUUGGCUGUGCCGGUUGUUACGGUGCCAGCACCGCCAGAAGGGGUGGUGGAUGUGGAAUACCAUGUGGAGCUGGUGAAGAUCACCCAGGUGCGGGACGUGCUGGGGAACGGAUGCGUCAUCAAGCGACGGCUGCAAGACGGGACAGGCGACUUCCCCAUCGACUGCCCGCUGCAGGACAGUGUGGUGCACAUCCACGUGCGGGGCACUCUGCCGGACCAGGGGGGGAGAGAGUUUAUGGACACACGCAAAGAGGGCGAGGGCGAGGGGCAACCGCUGCAAGUCGGCACUGGGGAGGGCAGGCUCCCUGAGGCUCUGGAGGCCAGCAUUCGCCUCAUGCUGCCGGGGGAAGUGGCACUUGUGUCGAGCACCGCACAAUAUGCCUAUGAAUCUUUCCCCAGGCCUGAGGGGGUGCCAGAGGGCGCACGAGUGCAGUGGGAAGUGGAGCUGUUUGGCUUCGAGGCGCCCAAGAAUAGGAACUCCGGGCUGGGAGGGGGGGGGUGUCAUUCGACGAGAUCCUGGCUGAAUUCGACCACACCAAGGCAGCUGGGGAACACUCUUUACAAGGAGAAAAAGUACACUCAUGCAUGCAGCAAGUAUGAGCGGCUGCUGCGGGAGAUGAGGCACGUGCAUCCCAAGGAGGGCGAGGAGGCGAAGCAGUUCAACGCAGUGCAGGUGGCUCUGCAGCUGAACGUGGCGGCGUGUCAGCAUGGCAUGGGGGAGUAUGCGCGCGCCAUGGAGUGGGCGGACAAGGUGUUGACAGAGCAGCCCAACCACAGCAAAGCCCUCUACCGGAGAGGCUUGGCGCGCAUGCACUCAGCUGCUUUCGACGAAGCGAGGGCCGACUUCCAACGGAUGGUGAAGGCAGACUCAUCAACACAGGCUGAUGCCGCUGCUGCUCUGGCCAAGCUAAAGAAGAUGGAAGAGGAGGCGGAGUCUCGGCAGCGCAGGGAGCUGGGAGGCUUGUUUGACCGCAAGCCAGGCAGCCUCACUGCAGGUGAAUCCCCUGCUGCUGCUGCUGCUGCUGCUGCUGCUCCUGCUGGUGCUGGUGGUGCUGCUGCUGGUGGUACAGGUGCUGCUGGUGUGAGUGCUGGUAGCAGCGGCCCAGCAGCACUCUCUCAGGCUACCUGCAAGGCUGUGAGGAGAGCUGCAAAGAAGGCAGCAGUUAAAAUAGCUGAAGAAACAGGCGCUUCCAUUGACAGUGACAAUAGGAGAAGUGACAACGAGGAAGGGGAUGAAAAUGGUGACAGUGUCGAAGGGAAGGGGGGGAAGAGAGAUGAUGACAAGGAGUCGGAGUUGAUUGGGGCAUUCAACCCUGUGAAAAGGUCUGCCCUGCUUACAUAUGGGCCAGCUGCAGUCCUCGUGCUGCUCCUGCUUGCAUUUGGGUUGCUUAUGCUGAAGGAUGUGAAUCAAAUGAGGGGGGUCGUAAAGCCGGUGGCCGUGCUGUUUGACCCUAAGGGAGUGGAUGACGACAUGGAUGAUUUCAUGGAUGAUGAGCUUUAGAGAGAUUGUUCAUUAAGCUAUUAAAACAAUCCACCAAUAAGUGUUUACUUGUUGA
This is a messenger RNA of Closterium sp. NIES-67, 2867 nucleotides long. The record is from the annotation of a GenBank genome assembly. Lineage: Eukaryota; Viridiplantae; Streptophyta; Zygnematophyceae; Desmidiales; Closteriaceae.